This is a messenger RNA of Hemiscyllium ocellatum (epaulette shark), 5007 nucleotides long. Its product is annotated as folliculin-interacting protein 2-like. Bases 22 to 3498 code for a protein of 1158 amino acids. The transcript has 17 exons. The record is from RefSeq and is a predicted model, not a curated record. Gene Ontology annotation, molecular function: protein-folding chaperone binding; ATPase inhibitor activity. Lineage: Eukaryota; Metazoa; Chordata; Chondrichthyes; Orectolobiformes; Hemiscylliidae. Gene Ontology annotation, cellular component: cytoplasm.
AGAUGGAAUUGUUUAACUUUUAUGUACAAUGCUGCCGAAUGGUUUUAUUUUGUACCAGUAAAAUGGUACAAAAUGGCUCCGACUUUGCUGGAAAAGCUGUUUAAUAAAAGGACAAAUGUGGCGUCGCCUUCGAAAAGUUCCAAGGAGCGUCCAGGGUUUAGCUGGACACCUGUGGAGUUUGAAGCAAACCAAAUUCGACUGAUUGUUUACCAGGAUUGUGAGAGGAGAGGCAGACAUGUUCUGUUUGAUUCUAAAGCGGUGCGUAAAGUUGAAGGUGCCUCAGUUCAGAAGAGUUCAGAUGGUCUGUCCACGUUGCAAGGGAAAUGCCACCACACAGUUAGCAAUAGAACCUGCACCCAAAAUCUCUCCUCUUCCUUUGCUCUUAAAGAGCAACUGCCUAGAUAUCAGUAUUCUCGUCCUGUUUCUGAUGUCAACAUGCUUGGGGAGAUGAUGUUUGGCUCUGUUGCAAUGAGUUACAAAGGCUCUACUUUGAAAAUACAUCACAUACGCUCUCCCCCUCAGCUAAUGAUCAGUAAAGUGUUCUCCGCCAGAAUGGGCAGUGUUGGUGGAAGCUCAAAUAUGCUACAAGAUAGUUUUGAAUGCAUCAGCCAAGAAAAUACCCUUGGAAAGCCUUGUCCUAGUCAGGAUGGCAUCAGUAACACUCACAUUGCUAGUAACUUGGCUCAUAGUACACCUGUGGAUAUGCCGAGCCGAGGUCAAAAUGAAGAUGGAGAUAGUGGAAUAGCACGGUCAGCAUCCCUCAGUAGUCUGUUAAUUACACCAUACCCUUCUCCAAAUUCCUCCUAUUCCAGUAGCUGUGCCAGUAGUUUCCAGCGACGCUGGAGACGCAAUCAGACUACCAGUCUUGAAAAUGGCAUUUUUCCAAGGUGGUCAGCUGAGGAGACUUUCAGUAUGGCAGAUGAAAGCUAUGCUUCGAACCCUCAGAUGGUCCGGAGGAAGAAGAUUGCUGUUAGUGUUGUUUUCUCUCUGCCAGAGAAGGAAGAGGAAAACAGGACUUUCCAGGAGUUCUUCUUUUCACAUUUUCCCCUCUUUGAGACUCAUCUAAACAAACUAAAGAGUGCCAUUGAGCAGGCAAUGAUUUCUUGCAGAAAGAUUGCAGAAUCUAAUCAGAGAGUGCAGAUUUACAUCAGCCAGGUAAUGGACAGCCUGGGAGAAUUCAGGGCCACUGUAUACAAGCUUUACACAGUCCCAAGGAUCUCCGAACCUGCAUGGCUUACAAUGAUGUUCAAUGCAUCAGAGAAGAACCGGCUAUGCCGCUGCUUUAUCAGAGAUUUCACCUUGCUAAUCGAGCAUAUGUCAAAGAAUCAAUUCUUUUCAGCAUUGCUAACAGCUGUGCUCACGUAUCACCUAGCCUGGGUUCCCACAGUUAUGCCGAAUGACCACCCUCCUAUAAAGGCAUUUCAUGAGAAACGUGCAUCCCAGAGUGUGAACCUUUUGGGCAAAUCACAUCCGUACAAUCCUCUCUGGGCACAACUUGGUGAUUUGUAUGGAGCUAUUGGCUCUCCAGUGAGGCUCGCCAGGACUGUUGUGGUUGGCAAACGUAAAGAACUAGUUGAGCGCCUACUUUUUGUCCUUAGCUACUUUAUACGGUGCUCAGAUCUUCAAGAAAACCAGCUAAUAUGCAAAGGGAAGCCCUCAGAAGGUGAGAAUAUCCAAGCAGGAACCACGAUCUCCACUGCACUCGAGAAGGGAGAAGUGGAAGAAUCAGAAUAUGUAGUGGUCAGUGUUCAUAAGGAUGAUCCUACUGUGGUGACUCCACUUCGAUCUUCGACCAAUGUUGAGAAAGAAAAUAUGAUGGUUGUAGAUAAAUCAAUACAAGUAGAUAUAAAAUCCAAAGCAGUUAGUAAGACUCAAUCUGAUAGCUAUGAAAAGUAUACUUCUGGACAGUGCGACGAAGCACCUUCAGUUGUGAAUGGAGCCCAAUUUGACACUGCUAACACGUGUGCAGAAGUCACAAUGAUUCAAGAAAACACAAAAGAGACAAUAACGACCGUGAAAGAGUCUGUACUGUGUGAUACAGAGACACAAAUGCGUAGGCAUGAGGCAUUUGGAUUAACUGAUGGACUGACUUGUUCUGCAUCACCAACUGCAGCAAAGCUGACAAUCAGUCCUCCAGUGAAGAUAUCUCGAGCUGCUUCUGUCCGAUCUGGAAUGAAGUGUCCAGACAGGUUUCCUCAAAAGAGCCCACACCUGCAGGAUAGAGUGCUGUUUCAGAUUGGGUGUUCACUAUCACCUGACUCUGAUAUUGAAACUAGAAGGAAGGAAAUGGAAGAGCAAUUGGAACACCUCAGGGACCACAAAGGUGGAAAAAAUAGCGGUAAUCAUGUACAAAAAGACAUCAACAUGUCAAAAACAGACCGAGUAGAUCAACCUGCUGAGGACCAACCAGAGAUGGCUGACGCUUUAGGAAGAAUGCAGGCAAAGCAGGACCAUUAUUGUGAGAGAAUUCCUUUCUCUGAAGGAAGCACAAGUAUCUCUGAACAUUUCACGGAGGACAGUGGCCCUGCAGCAAGCAACAUACCUGAGCUAUCUAACCAGGUUUGUGGUAUCUCCAUUGCAAAGGAAACUGUCAUAUCAUUUGUAUGCUCAAAUGGAGGAAACACCACCAGCAACACCACAACCCAGCAACACCGAACUUCAUGCUGUGAUGAUUUGAAAGUGCCUCCACGUGAAUUGGUUGGUGCUAAUUCUGGCAAACAGGAUUAUGGGGACAAUGCCUCUACUGUCAUGCCAUGUCGGAAGGAUGGUGACUCUGAGAAGGACAUUACCUUGAGGAUAGAUGGUGACAUUCCCAGGAAUGAAAGUUCUGACAGUGCUCUUGGAGACAGUGAUGAUGAGGAUGUAACCCAUGAUUCAUCUACACAAGGACUGGAGUGUUUUAAUGAGAGACAAGGUACCAUGGAAGAGCUUGAACUUUCAACACCAAGCAUCAAAACGAGCAGCAGACCAAGUAUCAGUAACUUUGGAAAAUCUUUGUUUGGUGGCUACUGUUCUCAAUAUGUCCCAGACUUAGUCUUACAUGGAACUUGCUCUGACGAGAAGCUGAAGCAGUGUUUAAUGGCGGAUUUAGCACAUGCUGUGCAGCACCCUGUUUUGGAUGAGCCUGUUGCAGAAUCUGUCUGUAUUAUUGCAGACACCGAUAAGUGUUCAGUGCAAGUGGCUACAAACCAAAAGAAAAUGAUGGAUAGCAAGUUGGGCAAAGAGGUGUUGGUCUCUAACCUGGUUUCCUCCUUGCUCCAAUCCAUUCUCCAGCUUUACAAACUAAAGCUCCCACCUGAUUAUUGCUUAACCCAUCUUGAGGACAGACUACAAGAGCUGUAUUUUAAAAGCAAGAUGCUGUCCGAAUACCUGAAAGGCCACACCAGAGUGCAUGUAAAAGAAUUGGGAGUGGUGCUGGGGAUUGAAUCAAGUGACUUGCCUCUGUUGGCUGCUGUAGCAAGUACUCAUUCUCCAUAUGUUGCCCAGAUAUUGUUAUAAGCUAAACACUCAGAACAGCCUUUGUCGUAAAGACUUAAAAAUCAAGCUGUGAGCAUUGGACAGCACUGAGUUGGUAACCUUCAAGCACAUUGGUUGCAAGUAGCAUGCAUAAUGAUGACCGGUUUGUGCAUUCAGUAAUCUUUUUAUAAUGUAGAUGUUCUGUCAUUUUUCAGAAGUUAUCUGAUAUACAUGUUGAUAUACCAAUGAGAAAUCUUAAGUGUCUGAUAUUUUUAACAGAACUUAAUGAAGUCUAUCAAAUUCUUCAAACACUAUAUAAAAAGUGAUUUACAACUAAAGCAUCUAUUUUAGAAGAAACAGACCAGACUCCCAUGUCAUCUUGAAUGUUUGCUUCUGUGGUGUUUUGACUUCUGAGUCACUUCAUCUGUUGCCUUAACUGAUACAUAAUUGAGUAUUACAAAACAAAGCAUUCCUAUUCAGAAGAAUAUGAAAUUGCAUCGAUGGAUUUUACAUUUUUUUUUAAUUGCGGGAUACUAGACAAUCCUGCACAAAGCACAGCAAAAAAAAAAAUCAGAUUUAGCAGUUUACUUUAUACAUUGGUUUGACAAUUUGAAUCUAGUUGUCUAGUCAUCUUUAAAGGGACAAAGUAGGCAGAAUUUUAUAUUUUUAAAAACUUCUAUGGAGUAUCUUAAGUGUUUACAAUGAUUUCUGAAUUUAUGCAAGGUAGCAUUUUUCUGUUAAACCGCAUACAAUACAUGGAAUGAUGGGGCUAGUCUUGAGACAUCAACUUUGCACAAAAAUAAACACUGCCCUUUUUGUAUUUAAUUAAUAACCUAAUUAGAUAUCACCAACAGGGUCAUGCCAAAUAAUUGCCAGACUGAGUUUAAUGGAGAAUUCUAAAAUGUGGAAUGAUAGAAGUACAGAAAAUUGGGAGUGGAGUAUGCUAUAUUUAGGUUGUAUAAAUGUGUAUGGUACAAUCUCAGCUAAUAACUGUAGGUUUAUGAUAAAACAGACUCUAUAAUGACAGUAAUGCAUUUUAAAAACCUGCUAGGAAAUGUUCUAAUUAAAAGCUACAAAUAAUUCAGUUGAUAACUAUCCCAAAAUGUGCUGCAUCUUCGCCCAGUGGUUGGGACAAAAAAUUUUUUUAAAUAUUAUACUGCAGCUAAUAGUAUUUCCUGUGGAACCGGAUAGUCAGCUCAGUGAUGAGUCACCUUUCUGAACCAGUGCACAGAACACCUUGGAAAUGAUCUUUCCACUGUUGAUUUCAGUGCAAGACAGAAGAGUUUCCUAUCUGGUACAUAAGUUGACUUUGGUUGAAGAAAUUUCAUGAAUAGUUUUACUGUUCCUUUUCCUUCAUAUAGCCUUUGCUUCACAAAAAUUCAUCUAAGGUUAAUACUAUACAUAUGAUCUACUUGCAAAUAUGACAAAACUGUUUUGCUUUCGUUUUCACUUUUUAAUGCUGAACAAGCUGGGCAAGGUUUCUGUUAAUAAAGAAUUUGAAUUUAGGUAUGUAGGUGAUUGCCACAUAACUAGAAAAAAAUCAUGUUUUAU